Molecule: messenger RNA, 1484 nt
Organism: Heterobilharzia americana
Lineage: Eukaryota; Metazoa; Platyhelminthes; Trematoda; Strigeidida; Schistosomatidae
Source: the annotation of a GenBank genome assembly
GUUUGAUGGUCCUAGGCUCCGGCCUAUACGGAUUCAUUGGACAGUGCUACUAAGGAGUCUGACACCAGGAAGAAACAGCUUGGUGAUGCUUCCAGUCUUUCAUUGUUUACUCAGCUGACGCUAGGGAGUGAUUAAUACCACCUUGAGGACAGUCACUGGAAAUAUUUUGUACUUUCAGUUCAGACCAAAAACAUAGAUCAAAGAUACAAAAGGUAAUCCCAACAACAAGAAGUUUAAGACUCAGUCCAAUUUAACACUGGCGAAGUAUUUGAAUUUGUGCCCUUAACGCGGCAAUAAAGUCUUGCACACACCAGGAAGAUGUCAUCAGGUAUUAAACCCACAGUAGAAUGUGAAAAUUUGUACAAAAGCUUGAAAAUGGGCAAUACUUACCGUUACAUUCUGUACGUUAUUUCCGAUCAACAAGAGAUCGUCGUGGAGAAGACUGCCAAAAGAGAUGCUACGUUUCAAGAAUUUCGUGAAGAUAUUUUGCGACUCGAAGGAAAGGGAUGCUAUGCUGUUAUCGACCAGGAAUGUGAAGGCACUAAAGGGUCAAAUCUGAUAUUUCUUUCAUGUGUACCCGACAGUCUACCGGUCAGACGGAGAAUGUUAUACUCUUCAUCGAAGGAGGCAUUGAAAAAAAGACUUGAAGGGCUCAAGGCUGACGUGCAUGUAUCUGAUGUCGCUGUGGUUACUGAAGAACUUCUGGUUAAUGAGGUAAAGAAGAAAUCCGUGACAUAAAAAACAACAAACAAAUUCCUUUAAUAACAUUACGCACGGACCUAAAUGCACGCCUAACGCUACUGCAUUACUCUUAAGUGAAUGUCAAUUUGAUGUGUAAAAUACGUGCUGACUAUAAACUGUCACUAAAUAGAAAGCUAAUUUUUAUAUGAUACUCACCUUUUAUAAGUAAGUUGGUCUGUCCUUGUGUAACAGCUUGAUUACAUUUAUUUUGGCGUGAUGUUUUGCAUAGAAUGUAAUAUAAUACCCUAAAUAAGUUAAGAAUUUUGUCUUCCAAGCACAUAAAGUCAUCAUCAACAUAAGACCAGGCAUUACUGCGUAACGGUCCGAGUUGCCACACCUCAUACCAGUUCACAAAGUACAAACGCAGUGGGGUGGUGCUAGAUGAAGAUAAGAAAACUCAGUCUGAAGAAAUAUAAAGUACGGAAAGAGAAAGGAAGCAUGAGAAAAUGAAGUUCGACAUAAUGUUCAGAUGAGGAUAAUAUUUGUAUACAUCUGCACCACUGACUUCUAUUCUGAGCUAUACCACCUAGUCUCCAACCUCUGAUGCCUCUUGUCCCGUGGACCCCAACCGGCUAGUCUACAUCACCCCACAUGACUCAAACCAACAGUCAGAGACUUCAUACAUUGGUGCCAUGUUUUAGUCUGGCCACCUCGGGCCUUUCUCCAGCCUGGACCCACCUCAGCCAACAUUGUGUGACGAGGCAAUCGGUGACUAGGCACACGUAGUACGUGUCCCAACCAUC